This is a messenger RNA of Dendroctonus ponderosae (mountain pine beetle), 2882 nucleotides long. RefSeq names its product melanotransferrin. Gene Ontology annotation, biological process: iron ion transport. Gene Ontology annotation, cellular component: early endosome; recycling endosome; plasma membrane. The record is from RefSeq and is a predicted model, not a curated record. NCBI's taxonomy places the organism in Eukaryota, Metazoa, Arthropoda, Insecta, Coleoptera, Curculionidae. The coding region runs from base 15 to 2579 and encodes 854 amino acids. The transcript is spliced from 16 exons.
UUUAAGUAAAUAAAAUGUGUUUUAUUAAUGGGCCUUAUCUUUGUUGUUAUCUAUUACUUCUAUUCAGCCUUUUCCAAUGUUCAACAGUUUCAGCCCAAGGAUACUGGAAAGUCAAUCAAGUGGAAGCUCGCGAGUCGCCAAAAGAACUGAAAAUCAUCUGGUGCACAAUCAAUUUGAAUGAAACGAAAAAAUGUGAAGCUUUCGUGCAGGCCAAUGAACGAGACCAAAUCCGAGUCGGAUAUGAUACUGCUAAAAUCGAGUGCAGCCAAGCCUCGAACAAGGAUGAGUGCAUGCUGAUGCUGGACCAGGAAAAAGCCACUAUGACCACACUGGAUGCUGGCGAAAUGUAUGUUGGCGGAAGAUAUCAUAGCUUGGUGCCAAUUGCUCAGGAAGUACUUGAGGGAGGUUUUAACUACUACUACGCAGUGGCUGUGGUGAAAGUGGGCAGCUUAACCGACGUUCUUUCCAUCAGGGAUUUGAAAGGGAAAAAGGCAUGUUUUCCAGGCGUUGAAACGUAUGCUGGAUGGAUGCUGCCGAUUAGUACACUACUGAAACAGGGCAUAAUGGACGUCAAAGACUGCAACAAUCACGUGAAAACCGCCAGCAACUUCUUCGGGCCAUCGUGCGCCGUUAAUUGCCUGACUGAUAAGUACAACCCGAUUGGGGAUAAUUCGGACAAGCUGUGCAGACUCUGCACGGGCUCUAUUCCUGGAAAAUGGUGCACAGAUGCUGAUCCAUAUGCAGGAUUUAAUGGGGCUUUUCGGUGUUUAUUGGAGACAGGCGAAGUCGCCUUUUUGAAGCACACGUCCGUUCCAGAGCUGAUUAAAACCAAAGAGUUUAGCGGCGUGCGACAGGAACAGUUUGAUUUACUGUGCAAAGACGGGAGUAGACGGCCUUUAUCCGAUUUCGAAAACUGCAACUGGGGCUUGGUGCCUUCGGACGCCAUCGUUGUGUCAUCGGCAGUGUCGUUUGAAACGCGCGAGAAGUUUCAAGCCUUUCUGCAGGAAUUCGCCAAAAGGUAUGGAAAGAACGGCCCAAGACAUUUGGACUCGCCAGAUCAACGGGAACCGGAGCUCGACAAUUUCGGCAAUCGCUUGCUUCCCACUCAAGACCGGUACAAUGCCAGGCCGAAUCAACCGGAGUAUGACCCAUACAAUAGCAGAAAUGUUCAGAGGUUCCGCAGGCAGAAUUACGUUCAAGAUGGGUACAGGCCCGACUACGAAACGAGAAACACCUUAAAUGGCCCCGAAAGGAAUUAUAGCGGAGGAACUGAUGGGACUUAUUACGAACACUUUGACCUGUUCGAAUCAACGCCUCGAUACGGAGAACACGGAAACCUGCUGUUUCAAGAUUCUGCCAGGGACAUUGUUCCCGUGCCAGAAAACUUGCAGACCUAUGAAGCCUUCCUGGGCAAAUCCCACGAGAUAAUCAUGGAAGUACGCAAAUGCCCGGUAAAUCGCAUGACUAUGUGCGUUACCUCGGACGAGGAAAAGAACAAAUGCGUCAAAAUGCGAACGGCUUUGAAGGCGCAGCUUUUGAAGCCCGAACUCGACUGCUACAAGGGACAUUCUCAGAUCCAUUGCAUGCAGGCGAUUAGAGGAGGUACGGCGGAUAUAGCAGUUCUAGAUGCCAGCGAUGUUUAUACCGCGGGACUCAACUACGAGUUGAUUCCUUUCAUCAGCGAAGUGUACAAUUUAGAGGACGCCGAUUACUACGUAGUGGCGGUUGCAAAAGAAUCCGAUCUCGACACAGAGUUGACGUACUUGAGAACAAAGAACACUUGCCAUGGAGGAAUAAACACUGCAGCCGGCUGGGUUUACCCGAUGGCCUACCUGAUCAGCAACGGCUGGAUCAGAUCGUACGGUUGCAACAGCAUCCGAGCGGCCGCUGAAUAUUUCACGAAAAGUUGCGUCCCGGGCGCCAUCAGCACCGAAUACAACACUGGAGUUCCUUACGAUAACAUGUGCGAUUUAUGUCAUGGCGCCAGCUUUAGGUAUUGCAAGCGCGAUGCUUCUGAAGACUACUACGGCCACACCGGAGCGUUUAGGUGUUUGGUCGAAGGAGGAGGAGAUGUGGCCUUUGUGAAGCACACCACUGUGUUCGAAAACACCGGCGGAAAGAAGCGCGAAUGGUGGGUGAGGGACAAUCUGAUGGAGGACUUUGAGCUGCUCUGCCCAGAUGGAACCAGAGCCGAGGCUAAUGAGUAUAGAAAGUGCAACUUGGGGAAAAUCAAGUCGAACGCGAUUGUAACCAGAGGCGGGUACGGGUAUAACGAGACGCAAAUCGACGCCUACAUUAAUCUGUUCAUGUACGCCCAGACGUUCUACGGCAGGAAAACUAGGGACGAUUUCAGCUUCAGCAUGUUCAUGUCGGAUCCUCCGCACUCCGAUCUGAUCUUCCAGGAUGCCACCACGCAGCUGAAGGUGAUCCCUGCAAGUCAGCGCUAUUACUCAGUAUAUUUGGGCAGCGACUUUAUGCGGGCGCGACGAAUAGUGGAUUGCAAUGCGGGCAGUGGAUCCAUUUUUGCGACAAUCGCACUCACUAUUCUCAGCUGUGCCUUAUUAGUAGUUUUACAAUAGGAGCCACACUUCAAUGUGCCUAUUAAAUCGACUUAUUGAUGUUGCAAGCCAGAAGCAUGAAUGCAGGUUUGCAAUGUCAAUUAAAUACCUUUUUUGCUGCUUACUAGCAAGCAUAGAUAAUUUGAAAUUAUACAUUCCAAUUACAGACGAUAUUCACAAGUGCCCUUAUCAGGACACAGUCCGUCCAUUUUUUAUAUUUUUACAUUAAGUAUUGCGAGUAGGUUCGAAUAAUUGUUUCGAUGGAAUCUCAUUAGAGUUUAGUGUACUUUUUUUGCAGUAUAUUAAAUGAUGUUUUCCUUUAAA